GCUUUUGUUUCUAUCUUGUCAACCCAGCAUUGUUUAUGUCGAAAGCCAAAAGCUUAUUCAUUCGAUGGAUUGAAAGAAACCAAAUCCAACCCAAAAACCCAAAAAAUUCCAAGUGCCGGCUUUUGCCCUCUUCCCAAGUUCCAGUUUCUGUCAUCUUCAUCUUCUUCCUCUCCACGUCGACCAUGUGCUCUGCUUCUCUCUCCUCGUCCUCUCUCUGUCACCAAUCCCAUCUCAAACCUCCACUCUCUUUCUCCAACAAUGGCGGGCUCUCUGUUCCCCAGGCAUAGCCACUCUUCAUUCUCAUUAUUUUCUUCUCUUCUUCUCUCUCUUUUACUGCCAACCAUGACUUUCACAACAAAAGCCUCGUCAGCCUGCACUUCUGAACCAGGCCCUGUAAAACCCACAAUUCCAUUGGUCGCCUUCUUCGAUCGGCUCCAAGAAACUGCGCUCGCCACUUUUGGAAAAACCAACUUCGACCCAAAAUUCUACGUCGAUUUGUCGCUCAAGUUCGAGUUAUCGAAGACUCAGAAAGCCUUUGAUCAGCUUCCAAAGUCUGCAAACGGGUCUGCAUCAGUGAAGGAUUUGAAGGAAUUCAUAGCAGAGUAUUUUGAGGAUGCAGGGGAGGAUAUGGUGCUUGCUGAGCCAGAGGAUUUUGUCCCGGAGCCGGAGGGGUUCUUGCCCAAGGUGAAGAACCCAGAAGUGAGGGCUUGGGCUUUGGAGGUGCACUUGCUUUGGAAGAAUUUGAGCCGCAAAGUCUCUGAUGAGGUCCACAAGAGGCCUGAGUUCCAUACUCUUCUUCCUCUGCCUCAGCAGUGUGUAAUUCCGGGUUCAAGGUUCAGAGAAGUUUAUUACUGGGAUUCCUAUUGGGUAAUUAGGGGCCUGCUUGCAAGUAAAAUGUAUAACACAGCUAAAGCAAUUGUGUCUAAUCUCAUUUACUUGAUAGAAGAAUAUGGAUAUGUCCUUAAUGGUGCAAGGGCCUAUUACACUAACAGGAGCCAGCCACCCCUUUUGAGUGCAAUGGUUUUCGAAGUAUACCAGAGGACAGGCGAUGUCGAAUUCGCUAGAAAGUCUCUCCCUGCUCUCAUCAAGGAACAUGAAUUCUGGAAUUCUGGUAUUCAUAAGGUAACUGUUCGAGAUUCCCAAGCUCAGAAACACACUCUAAGUCGAUAUUAUGCAAUGUGGAACAAACCCAGGCCUGAAUCUUCAACCAUUGACAAGGAAUUUGCUUCGAACAUCUCGAAUGUUGAUGAGAAACAGCAUUUUUACCGGGAAGUGGCUUCAGCUGCUGAGUCUGGAUGGGAUUUUAGUACAAGAUGGAUGAGGAACCACUCAGAUUUUACAACAUUGGCCACCACAUCAAUUUUACCUGUUGAUUUAAAUGCAUUCAUACUAAGGAUGGAACAUGACAUUGCCUUACUUGCAAAAGUUACAGGAGAUCACAACAUUGCUGAGUGCUUUCUCAAAGCUUCUGAAGCAAGACAUGAGGCCAUAAAAACUGUUUUCUGGAACGCAGAGAAGGGACAAUGGCUUGAUUAUUGGCUCGGCAAUAGCACAUGCAAUGUGGAAGCUCAAACGUGGGAAGCUUGUAACCAAAAUCAGAAUGUAUUUGCUUCAAACUUCGUCCCUCUGUGGGUCGAGCCGUUUUUCUCAGAUGCUUCUCUGGUAGAGAAAGUUACAAGAAGUCUUCAAAGCUCAGGACUGCUUUGUGAUGCUGGUAUCGCAACAUCCUUGACAAAGUCAGGAGAACAAUGGGACUUUCCAAAUGGCUGGGCUCCAAUCCAACACAUGAUAGUUGAAGGCCUGGCAAGGUCUGGUUUGAAGGAAGCAAAGUUAGUGGCAGAAGACAUUGCUGUGAGGUGGAUCAGAACCAACUAUGUUGCCUACAAGAAAACAGGCACCAUGCAUGAAAAAUAUGAUGUGGAAAAGUGUGGAGCCUUUGGAGGUGGUGGUGAAUAUAUUCCCCAGACUGGUUUUGGGUGGUCAAAUGGAGUUGUAUUGGCAUUCUUGGAGGAGUUUGGAUGGCCUCAAGACAGAAGGAUAAAUUGCUGACUAGCAUUAGGAUUUUAGGACCAAAUAAUCUUAUUGGCUUGGAGAUGCAUUUCAGUUUUUUUUUUUUUUUUUUGGUGGUA
This is a messenger RNA of Prunus mume (Japanese apricot), 2129 nucleotides long. NCBI's taxonomy places the organism in Eukaryota, Viridiplantae, Streptophyta, Magnoliopsida, Rosales, Rosaceae. The record is from RefSeq and is a predicted model, not a curated record.